This is a messenger RNA of Neoarius graeffei (lesser salmon catfish), 1056 nucleotides long. It is a transcript of the gene psma3, whose product is annotated as proteasome 20S subunit alpha 3. Gene Ontology annotation, biological process: ubiquitin-dependent protein catabolic process. The coding region runs from base 109 to 876 and encodes 255 amino acids. The record is from RefSeq and is a predicted model, not a curated record. The transcript has 11 exons. Lineage: Eukaryota; Metazoa; Chordata; Actinopteri; Siluriformes; Ariidae. Gene Ontology annotation, cellular component: proteasome core complex; synapse; nucleus.
UAUUGCGUGACGCAUGGUUCAGUCAGGACUCGCCGCUAGCGUUAGCAGAUGUUAUAGUUAGCUCGGCGGUGUUUUGUGGUGAGCUACAGUGUACAGGCGCAGAGUAAAAUGAGUUCUAUUGGGACCGGGUAUGACUUGUCUGCCUCCACUUUUUCGCCGGAUGGCAGGGUAUUUCAAGUAGAGUAUGCCAUGAAAGCAGUAGAAAAUAGCAGCACAGCUAUUGGAAUCCGCUGCAAAGAUGGAGUAGUGUUUGGUGUAGAGAAGUUGGUGCUGUCCAAACUGUACGAAGAGGGCUCCAACAAGCGUAUUUUCAACAUCGACCGUCAUGUUGGCAUGGCUGUUGCAGGGCUGCUUGCAGAUGCUAGAUCUCUUGCUGAAGUGGCAAGGGAAGAGGCGUCCAACUUCCGUUCCAACUAUGGCCAUGACAUCCCUCUGAAGCAUCUAGCAGACAGAGUCGCCAUGUACGUCCAUGCCUACACAUUAUACAGCGCUGUACGCCCUUUUGGAUGCAGUUUCAUCCUUGGCUCUUAUGAUGAAGAUGAUGGGUCCCAGCUGUACAUGGUGGACCCAUCGGGGAUUUCAUACGGUUACUGGGGCUGCGCCAUUGGAAAAGCCAAGCAAGCUGCAAAAACAGAAAUUGAGAAACUUCAGAUGAAGGAAAUGACCUGCCGAGAGCUGGUGAAAGAGGUUGCAAAAAUCAUCUACAUUGUACAUGAUGAGGUGAAGGACAAAGCCUUCGAGUUGGAGCUGAGCUGGGUUGGAGAAGUCACAAAAGGCAGGCAUGAGCUGGUCCCAAAAGAUCUCAAAGAGGAGGCUGAGAAAUAUGCUAAAGAUUCACUGGAAGAAGACGACGACUCUGAUGAGGACAAUAUGUAACCCGCUUGACUCCAAUGUUCUGUAACUCUUUACAUGCACCUGACGGCUCUCGAUUCCUUUUAUAUGUAACUCUUUACAUGCACCUGACGGCUCUCAAUUCCUUUUAUAUAUGUUUUCUAGAUAAUUAAGCUGUAAUGUAUAAGGUCAGGAUUCAAUAAAUGGGGAAAAGAAAUUUAAAAA